Molecule: messenger RNA, 3059 nt
Organism: Bombina bombina (fire-bellied toad)
Lineage: Eukaryota; Metazoa; Chordata; Amphibia; Anura; Bombinatoridae
Product: gastrula zinc finger protein XlCGF26.1-like
Exons: 3
Coding region: 727-2526 (599 amino acids)
Biological process (GO): negative regulation of transcription by RNA polymerase II
Molecular function (GO): DNA-binding transcription repressor activity, RNA polymerase II-specific
Source: RefSeq, a predicted model, not a curated record
GUAAAUGCAAUGUUUUAAAAAAUAUUGUAUUUGUGCGUUUGUAUUUGUUUUUAAUUUCUUCAUCAGCUGUGUACAGAUAUGUGAUUUCAAAAUAAAAUAAUAUGACUCGGCCAGAGCACUGAGAGAUAUUAGCUCUGCGUAAUCUGUUGGCGCUCUACAAAUAACCGAUAAUAAUAAUAUCAGGUAUUGAUGUAACUGAAGUGAAUAAGGGAACCUUCUUCCUGAGCAAAGAUAUUGGAGCCUGUUAUCAGCAUGAACUCAUAUGUGUUGGACAAACACAGGAAUAGUUCAUAUCCAUCCUUCACUACAGGAAGAAUCAGAGUGAUACCACAGACUUAAACAUUUUUAGACACCAAUGACUAUUCACCAACAAUGGGGAAAUCACAGCAGAUAUUUAAAGAACAUGGUGAAUUGUCAGGAACUGGACAGCAAUCGUUAUGUACAUAGAGUAAUUUAGUCAUCAAACAAGAGGACGAGAAUUAGGCCUUAUUUAGUGAGAUGAUUAUCCCUGAGGAUAGGCCACAAACAUUUACUGAGUUUUCAAAAAUUUUUAAAGGAUAGAAAAGUCUACAGUCUAGCCAAAUAAUUCAUACAAAGGAGAGACCUUUCAAAUCUACAGAAUGAGAGAAAAGCUUUAGAUAUAAGUCUCAUCUCCUAGAACACCACAGAAUUCACACAAAUGAGAAGCCAAACACAUGUCCUGAGUGUGGCAAAUGUUUUAUACAAAUGACAAAACGUAUAGCUCAUGAAAGGACCCACACAGGGGAGAAACCAUUUAGCUGUACAGAGUGUGGAAAACGUUUUACACAAAUGGAUAAUCUGAAAACUCAUAAAAAGAAUCACACAGGAGAAAAGCUUUUCACAUGUACAGAGUGUGGAAAAAGUUUUACACAAAAGAGUGACCUGAAAAAGCAUGAAAGGAUUCACACAGGGGAAAAGCCGUUCACAUGUACAGAGUGUGGAAAAAGUUUUGCACAAAAGAAUGACCUGAUAAAGCAUGAAAGGAUUCACACAGGGGAAAAGCCUUUCACAUGUACAGAGUGUGGAAAAAGUUUUACACAAACGAGUAAUCUGAAAAAUCAUAAAAUGAUUCACACAGGGGAAAAGCCUUUCACAUGUACAGAGUGUGGAAAAAGUUUUACAGAGAAGAGUAGUCUGAAAUAUCAUGAAAGGAUUCACACAGGAGAAAAGCCUUUCACGUGUACAGAGUGUGGAAAAAGUUUUACACGAAUGGGUCAUCUGAAAUCUCAUGAAAAAAUUCACACAGGAGAAAAGCCUUUCACGUGUACAGAGUGUGGAAAAAGUUUUACACAAAUGAGUAGUCUGACAUAUCAUGAAAGGAUUCACACAGGAGAAAAGCCUUUCACAUGUACAGAGUGUGGAAAAAGUUUUACACGAAUGGGUAGACUGAAAUAUCAUGAAAAGAUUCACACAGGGGAAAAGCCUUUCACAUGUACACAGUGUGGAAAAAGUUUUACAGAAAGAAGUAGUCUGAAAACUCAUGAAAGGAUUCACACAGGAGAAAAGCCUUUCACGUGUACAGAGUGUGGAAAAAGUUUUACACGAAUGGAUAAUCUGAAAUCUCAUGAAAGGAUUCACACAGGAGUAAAGCCUUUCACGUGUACAGAGUGUGGAAAAAGUUUUACACAGAAGAGAAGUCUGAGUAAACAUGAAAGGAUUCACACAGGGGAAAAUCCUUUUACAUGUACAGAGUGUGGAAAAAGUUUUACAGAGAAGAGUAGUCUGAGUAAACAUGAAAGGAUUCACACAGGGGAAAAGCCUUUUACAUGUACAGAGUGUGGAAAAAGUUUUACAGAGAAGAGUAGUCUGAGUAAACAUGAACAGAUUCACACAGGGGAAAAGCCUUUUACAUGUACAGAGUGUGGAAAAAGUUUUACAGAGAAGAGUAGUCUGAAAUAUCAUGAAAGGAAUCACACAGGAGAAAAGCCUUUCACGUGUACAGAGUGUGGAAAAAGUUUUACACAAAUGGGUCAUCUGAAAUCUCAUGAAAAAAUUCACACAGGAGAAAAGCCUUUCACGUGUACAGAAUGUGGAAAAAGUUUUACACGAAUGAGUAGUCUGACAUAUCAUGAAAGGAUUCAUACAGGAGAAAAGCCUUUCACAUGUACAGAGUGUGGAAAAAGUUUUACACAAAAGAGUGAUCUGAAAUAUCAUGAAAUGAGUCACACAGGAGUAAAGCCUUUCAAGUGUACAGAGUGUGGAAAAAGUUUUACACAGAAGAGAAGUCUGAGUAAACAUGAAAGGAUUCACACAGGGGAAAAUCCUUUUACAUGUACAGAGUGUGGAAAAAGUUUUACAGAGAAGAGUAGUCUGAGUAAACAUGAAAGGAUUCACACAGGGGAAAAGCCUUUUACAUGUACAGAGUGUGGAAAAAGUUUUACAGAGAAGAGUAGUCUGAGUAAACAUGAACGGAUUCACACAGGGGAAAAGCCUUUUACAUGUACAGAGUGUGGAAAAAGUUUUAGAGAUAAAAGUAAUCUGAGAAAUCAUGAAAGGAUUCACUAGGGAAGAAACCUUUCACAUGUUUAGAAAGUGGGAAAAGGUUUUAUUGAAAUUGGGUAUCACAAAACACCAAAUAUUUACACACAAAUACAUUUUAUAUACACAGUGUACAAACCUUUUUACAAUUAUCCUAAAGAGGACAAACUCUCUAAAUAGAAGCAUCAAAAAAUAUGUUAUUGUAAAUAAUUCUUACUAAAUCCCAGUUAUAAAAGCCCCAGAUUGGAAGUGAUCUCCUGCUGUUCUUUGUUCCUCUAUAUAUGUGCACCUCAGUUUCUCUCAUAUAAAUGUGAUAGAAUCCAAAUACCACACAGGAAUAUACAAAUCUGUCCUCAUACUGACCAGUUUACACAACCAUUCACCACCAAAGCACCCCCAGUGUUGUUUAUUAAUAUGCCAGUGUUAGGAGUUGUACAUUUGAUUUACAUAUGGGAGAAAAUAAUUACAUUUACAGAAUAAAUACUCUUAUAUGAAUAGAGUGUUAGACAAUUAUAUAAACAAGAAUAUCAGUCUCAAAUGAUUGACAUCUGGGAGAUAUA